Molecule: messenger RNA, 3528 nt
Organism: Bombina bombina (fire-bellied toad)
Lineage: Eukaryota; Metazoa; Chordata; Amphibia; Anura; Bombinatoridae
Gene: TMEM259
Product: transmembrane protein 259
Exons: 12
Coding region: 182-2089 (635 amino acids)
Biological process (GO): response to endoplasmic reticulum stress; positive regulation of ERAD pathway
Cellular component (GO): endoplasmic reticulum
Source: RefSeq, a predicted model, not a curated record
CUCACGGUCACCACUAUGGCGAAGGCCACCGGAAGCGGAAGAAAUACCGGAAGUUUCUGCUAAGCAGAAAUCGUUUUACACCGGAGGGUUCGCGGGGUCCCCUCCCCACAGGUAGAGGGGCGGCACCGGGGACCCCUGUUGACUUCCACACUGGUUAUCUCAUCACAUAUAAUCCUUCAGAAUGUCUGAGAACCAGGGGAACAUCCCCCUAAAUAAUGCAAAUGGGAAUCGGGUUCGAACACCCAACCUGAACCAGAACCCUCUGAUCAAUGUACGGGACCGACUUUUUCAUGCACUUUUCUUCAAGAUGGCAGUCACCUAUGCGCGCCUCUUUCCUCCAUCCUUCCGUAGAAUAUUUGAGUUUUUUGUACUCCUUAAGGCUCUCUUGGUGCUUUUUAUUUUGGCCUAUAUUCACAUUGCCUUUUCACGCUCUCCCAUCAACUGCUUGGAGCAUGUGCGGGAUAAGUGGCCCAGAGAUGGGAUCUUGCGUGUGGAGAUUCAGCUGAAUUCUAGCCGUGCACCCAUUUUCCUGCAGUUCUAUGACAGUGACACUUUCAUGGGGUUGGAAAAAGAGCCAUCAAAUGAAGAAGAGGAGGAGGAGCUGAGUAUGGACAUGUACCAGAACAGUUCCAUUAAGUUUGAACUGGACAUUGAGCCCAAAGUGAUCCUAAAGCCGUCCCUAGAGAGUGUCACACGUACCUCUGAGAAUCAGAGCCAGGCACUUUCCUUCAGUGAUGCUGCCAGCAAAGUGUGGCCUCAGGAAGAGUAUAUAGUGGAAUAUUCUCUUGAGUAUGGGUUCCUCAGGUUAUCCCAGAGCACAAGGCAGAGACUCAACAUUCCAGUUAUGGUAGUGACACUUGAUCCCACUCGGGACUUGUGCUUUGGGGACAGAUUCAGUCGUUUCCUUUUGGAUGAGUUUCUGGGAUAUGAUGACAUUCUUAUGUCAAGUGUUAAGGCUUUGGCAGAAAAUGAGGAGAACAAAGGGUUCCUGAGGAACGUGGUAUCUGGUGAACAUUACCGGUUUGUUAGCAUGUGGAUGGCACGGACCUCGUAUCUUGCAGCUUUUGUCAUCAUGGUCAUAUUUACCCUCUCAGUCUCCAUGCUUUUGCGGUAUUCCCAUCACCAAAUCUUCGUGUUUAUUGUGGACCUUUUGCAAAUGCUGGAGAUGAAUAUGAGCAUUGCAUUCCCAGCUGCUCCUCUGCUCACUGUGAUUUUGGCUCUUGUAGGUAUGGAAGCCAUAAUGUCAGAGUUCUUCAAUGACACUACCACUGCUUUCUAUAUCAUCUUGAUUGUAUGGUUGGCCGAUCAGUAUGAUGCCAUCUGCUGUCACACCAAUACCAGCAAGAGGCACUGGCUCAGGUUUUUCUAUUUGUAUCACUUUGCAUUCUAUGCUUACCACUAUCGUUUUAACGGACAGUACAGCAGCCUUGCCCUAGUCACAUCAUGGCUCUUCAUCCAGCACUCUAUGAUCUACUUCUUCCAUCACUAUGAGCUCCCUGCCAUUUUGCAGCAGAUUCGAAUUCAAGAGAUGCUUCUACAAAACCAGCAGGCAGGUCAAAAUCAGACUAGCCUUCAGGACAACCUCAACAACAACACCACACCAGAGCCUUCAGGAGCAAACCCCAUACCUAACCCUGGGGCUCUUUUCCAGCCACCAGCAGUCAGUGAUCACGAAGUGCCAGGUUCUUCACUGAUGGACUCAACAACCGGUGACAGAGUUGAUAAUCCCGCUGUUGAUGAUUUACCUUCCACACAACCUAUAGAAGUUGGAAGCCUACAUCUAGAUUCUCCUAGUGCUGUGAAUCUAAUUCAAGAAGCUAUAUGGAGUUGCAAUUCAGCACCUGAUACUGCUGCAGUAACACAAACUGGGGACCCGCCACCUGCUGCCCCGCGACCAAUAAGCCAGACUGAACUGCAAGAUGAGUCGGCAUCACACACUAUAGACUCCAGUUCAAUAAUUUUCCAAGCAACUAGCUCAGAAUCAAAGCAAAGUAGUCCUAUAGCAGCUUGUCCUGCAGAGCAGCUUGUGUCAAUGAGCUCCCCACUGCAGGACACACAAGUUUCAGAGCAUCAUGUAGAGGAAUCGUGAGCAGAUACUCAUUCAGAUAUUCUAUUUAGAGAACCUCGCUACUGGAAGAUAUGUACACCAUGCUAAGGAGUCUUUUGGGAGAAUUCAUGCCUUUUACAGAUAGUUAUGGAACCUGCAGCACAUUCAACACCGUGCUAGUGUGUCUUUUUUUACACACUACUUAUUUUUCUUUAUUUUUUUAAAGCUUGUUAUUUCUCCUCAUCAUUGGCUUCAUCAUAUUAAAUCUUCCAGAGACUAAACAAAUUUAUUAUAACAUAAGAAGAGGUGGAUGUUCUUCAACUUCCUACACAUUCAGUGAUUUUAGGGGUGCAUGGGAUGUGCGUAGAUUAUAUGUGAAUGCAAAUACACGUAUAUAAAAACAUGUUGCCAUGCCCUGUUUUAUUAUUAUUUUUCAUUAUUUCCAGUAGUUUGAGGGUUAAAAUCUUUGCUCUUGCUGGCUUUCUAGAUACGGCAGUCAUAAUAUUUACAAAAAUACAACUUUUAUUAGAUUAAUAAUUGAAUCCAUCUAUAAAGUGCACAACAUUCAUGAAGGAUAUAUGUUCAAAAUGUGAAGAUGAUUAUUUUACAGUCCAUAGCUGGCAAAUUGCAUCAUAAGGAGACUUAGCUGCACUACCACAGGCAUCAACAAACAAGCGGAGCAGAACAUACUGUUAUGAGUUAUAUGGAAGCCAACAUUACGCAAAAGACUACUUUUUUUUUUCAUUAAAAUAAAUUAUCAAAGCUUAAAAUCUGUAAUCUCUUAACCGUCGGUAGCAAGCCUGUUGGCAUAGGAGAGGCACAGGCAACAGAUUUUGGCAAACUGAUACAAUUAGGAAGUAGGGUGGUUUUAUGUGACUGUCUAGGGAAUCUUAUGUCCCAAAAAGUAUAUUUAACAUGUGCCUAUCCAUGGCUGCAGAAUGCUUUUUUUUAUUGCACUUUUAUUCAUUACACAGGAAGAUGGCAAGGAAAGAAACUAUAUAUAUAUAUAUAUAUAUAUAUAUAUAUAUAUAUAUAUAUAUAUAUAUAUAUAUAUAUAUAUAUAUAUAUAUAUAUAGCAACUAUAUUGAUGACGGAUGUAUAGCAAAGUUCUAUUUAUGUCUUGGAAACUAUAUGUUGUUGGUCUACGCAGGAGUUAUAAUGUUAACCUUUUCAGGGGUUAGAUAUGCAAAGCAAUAUGUAUAAUAUAGCCCUAACUCUGAAAUGGUUAAAUCAGGAGUCUACCUUUAAAUCUUUACUACAUAAAGCUUGUUUAUUUGUGUGACACUUCCCAACCAGACCAGAGUAAUGUGAAUUCACAUCAUUCUUUGGGUAACUGGUUCACACCCCACUGGGGAGGUCAAGAGAAACCUUUUUAUUUUUAGGCAAAGUAAAAUGAGUGAACAUUCUAUUUAAUUGUACCGCAAAAAUUAUAUUAAAAUGACAAAUUGUUUGUAUAUAAUAAUAAAUAUAUCUAAGGUAAA